GGAAAGAGGGAGUGACAGCAGACUUUUGUCUUUUCUGAGACACCCAUUCCAGGCAUAAAGGCCAGAGAAGGUGGCCCUGGGACUCUUUGUCCUCUGUCCACAGUGCUGUGAGGAGUACUGGAUUACCUGACAGAGACCAUCAUAGAGAACUACACAGUUUGAGGAAGGGAGUCACAACUCAGGACAGCCAUGGAUGAUGUAUAUAAAGCAGCGGUCGAGAAUUUAACAGAGGAACAAAAAAAUGAGUUCCGCGCUGCCUUUGACAUCUUCGUGCAGGACGCUGAGGAUGGCUGCAUUAGCACUAAGGAGUUGGGGAAGGUGAUGAGGAUGCUGGGGCAGAACCCCACACAAGAAGAACUGCAGGAGAUGGUGGACGAAGUCGAUGAGGAUGGUAGCGGGACAGUGGACUUUGAUGAGUUCUUGGUCAUGAUGGUGCGCUGCAUGAAAGAGGAGAGUAAAGGAAAAUCCGAGGAGGAACUGGCCGAGGUCUUCCGCAUGUUUGACAAAAAUGGAGACGGUUACAUUGACCUAGAAGAGCUAAAGAACAUGCUAGAAUCAACAGGCGAGGCCAUUACUGAAGAUGACAUUGAGGAACUCAUGAAGGAUGGGGACAAAAACAAUGAUGGCAAAAUUGACUAUGAUGAGUUUUUGGACUUUAUGAAGGGUGUGGAAUAAAAAUCCUGCCUAGCUGAAGACCCCAGACUCAACAGCCCCAUGCAUCACCUCAUCAUUCCCUGUCCUGAAGCUGGUACAUCACCACAGGGUCCCCAAAACCUGUAACCUGGCAAGCAUGCAAACUCAUGUUUUGUUAUGUUUUUUUUUUUUGUUUAAACAAAACACUCUUGCAAGACAUGUAAAUAAUUUGCAUUACCACCCAUCAUGUAUUGGUUCUGAAUGCCCACCAAUAAUCGUAUCUUUCAACUUACCCUAAUCAAAACAACUUUGAGAAAAACCCUGUAGUCUGUUCUUUGUAAUCUAAAAGAGCCAGUGUUGUCUGGAAUAAAAUGGAGACUUGGACUUAAAACA
Molecule: messenger RNA, 1026 nt
Organism: Ictalurus punctatus (channel catfish)
Lineage: Eukaryota; Metazoa; Chordata; Actinopteri; Siluriformes; Ictaluridae
Gene: tnnc1b
Product: troponin C type 1b (slow)
Exons: 6
Coding region: 190-675 (161 amino acids)
Cellular component (GO): myosin II complex
Molecular function (GO): calcium ion binding
Source: RefSeq, a predicted model, not a curated record